AUGCGGCGCAUUUGUCUUGUUGCACUUAUCGGCCUGCCAGCAGCCGGCAAAUCCUCGCUGUGCUCCUGGCUGCUGGGUCAGCAGACUGCCCUCCGCGUCCGCCACAUUGUUCAUCUGUGCUACGACGACUUCCUCGACGCUACACCUUCGGCCGACUUGGCCUACAAGGAGCAGCGCGGCCGCAUUUUUAAAUUAAUUGAAAAACUCAUUUCCGCCAUUCAAGAAGACGCCGAUUGGCCGCCUCAGGUGCGCCGCAUUUCCUCAAGCGGCGACUACAACACGGGAAGGCAUCUCAUCCUGUGCGACGAUAACUUCUAUUACCGCAGCAUGCGCUACAAGCUCUACCAGCUGUGCCGAGACUCUGGCUGCAUCUUCGGACAGAUAUACAUGGCCACUUCGCUGGACUCCUGUCUGCAGGCAAACUCCCUUAGGAGCGAUGCCACUCGAGUGCCGGUGGACGUGGUGCGGCAGAUGAACGAGCGGCUAGAGGUGCCAGACACUUCGGAAGCCUGGGAACGCAACAGUCUCACACUUAAUGGUCUCGACAUGGAUGCCACGGGAUCUGCGUUGCUUGCUUUCAUUGCAGCUCUGCUCGAUUUGCCCGCAAAGGAGACGACGUCGGACUUGCCACCGGCGGCAGCAAGAGGACUACGGCAAGAUCAGUCUCUGGUGCAUCGCCUGGACUUGCUCCUGCGGACGCGCAUUGGGGCGUUGCUCGAACGACUGACACAAGAGGAGGACAAGCGCUUGGCGGGCCAAACACUGAACAGUAGGCGCAAGGAAAUAUUGACCAAAUUCCGCACAGAGGUCGGCGGCAAACAGAUGGACGGCGAAGGUGAGGGCGACGCCUUGGAUUACUAUGUAAAUUUGUUAAACUAGGCUAAGAUAAGCUAAAUUCGUUUGUAUGCCACACAAUUGUGUACGUAGCGACCUAAAUACAUACAUAUGUGUUACUAAA
Molecule: messenger RNA, 958 nt
Organism: Drosophila simulans
Lineage: Eukaryota; Metazoa; Arthropoda; Insecta; Diptera; Drosophilidae
Gene: Pstk
Product: L-seryl-tRNA(Sec) kinase
Exons: 1
Coding region: 1-879 (292 amino acids)
Molecular function (GO): kinase activity; tRNA binding
Source: RefSeq, a predicted model, not a curated record